Molecule: messenger RNA, 1665 nt
Organism: Lottia gigantea (owl limpet)
Lineage: Eukaryota; Metazoa; Mollusca; Gastropoda; Lottiidae
Exons: 7
Coding region: 1-984 (327 amino acids)
Biological process (GO): protein phosphorylation
Cellular component (GO): Golgi apparatus
Molecular function (GO): phosphotransferase activity, alcohol group as acceptor
Source: RefSeq, a predicted model, not a curated record
AUGGGACUCAAUUUACAACCUUUAAUUCAAGGUGCUGUUUUAAAAGCCUUGUCGACACGACCAAUUAUAGCAGCAGAUGUGGGCUACAAGGGGACACAACUUAAGAUGUCUCUUUACCUGGAGGGUAAACAACGUACAGCUUUCAAACCAAAAUGGUAUUCUAGAGAUUAUGUUAUAACAGAUUCACCUGUAUCAGGUGCUGAUAGACAUAAUGGUGAAAUAGCAGCGUUUCAUCUGGGCAGAAUAUUAGGGUUUAGAAGAACACCCCUGGUGUCUGGUAGAAGAGUUAAUAUGAAUACAGAUAUUAAACCUGUUGGAACCAAAACUCUACUGGAUACAUUUUAUAUGCAAGAUGGUAAUGUAUGUUUUUAUGGAAGAUGUUAUUAUUGUAAAGGGAAAGAUACAGGAGUAUGUGGUGAAGGUGAUAUUCUAGAAGGAACUGUUGUUUUAUGGAUGCCUUCUCAUUUCCAACUAAAAGUACGCAAACAUCCCUGGUCCAGAACUUAUCGGGAAGGCAAAUUAGCGUUAUGGGAAACUGAUGAUGGUUAUUGUCGUAAAGUACAGGGUAUAGAGUUCUAUCGUAAUGGUCCAAUCUUAUUAGAUAUUAUUGAUACAGCUAUAUUUGAUUAUUUAGUUGGUAAUGCUGAUCGACAUCAUUAUGAAACCUUCCAUAAUGCUAGUCAAACUAUGUUACUAUUAUUAGAUAAUGGUAAAAGUUUUGGAAAUCCUUACCAUGAUGAAAGAUCUAUAUUAGCUCCACUGUAUCAAUGCUGCAGUGUAAGAGUGAAGACAUGGGAAGUAUUAUUAUCAUUACAAGAUGGUAUAUUAGGGUCAGUGUUAAAAGGGGUGUUACAAUCAGAUCCUAUUGCUCCUGUACUAACUGAUUAUCACUAUACAGCUCUAGACAGAAGAUUACAGAUUAUUCUGAAGGAAAUAGAACAGUGUAUGAAAAUAUUUGGUAUGAAAGUGAUAGUAACAUCUUGAUAUACAACCAUUCAACUUGUGCCUUUACCAAUGCUUUGUGCUUUGGACAUUAUGGAAUCCAUCAUUGGGGCAACUGUAAGAGCUAUCUUUUGACUUAUUGAGCUCAGUAGCCUAAUCUGUUCCACAGGAUCUAGUGAGAUCAUUGAGAUAAGUCUACAGUAAAAAUACUUUAGACUUGAGGACAACUGAUAGACAUUGAUCACAUUGAUGCUAACAUCAGCUUUAUAUAAUAGCUUCAAAACUAUUCAAAUAUAUUCAUCAGUAAAAAGCAGCAAGAAAAUCUAUCUCACUUAUCUGAAGAAAUUUUGUCCCAAUAAUCUUGACUCUAUCUUUUAAAAAAAUAUGUUACUCAUUUUUGGGGGACCUACACAUUUCAAAACUUAAACCCAUGACAAUCAACAAGUUACAGUAUAUGGAAAUGAUGGUUCAGUUCUUCUGUUUGAAGUGGAGAGUAAUCAUGACAGAUUCAGAGCUCUUGCUUUAUGUUUGUUUUUACUAUUUGCUGUGCAAUAAGUAGGUUUUGUUAAUAACUUUGUUUUAUCUUAGUGAAGAUGGUUCUGUGGAAGAUCUGUGAAUACCUAGUUAUUAAUAUAAACUCAGAUAACUAUGUUCAAUUUUAAAGAUCUUUUAUACAAAUGUAUGCAUUUGCCUUUUAUAUUUGUUAAUAUUACAUUAUAUUUU